AUGUCUCUCUCUGCAUUCUCAUUCCCUCUCCAUCUGAGACAAACAACACCACCUUCUGAUCCUAAAACAUCAUCAACCCCUUUGCCUUUGUCUUCUCACUCUCAUUGGGGUGCAGAUCUGCUCACACAAUCCCAACGCAAACUCAACCAGGUGAAAAGAAGGCCACAUGGGGUAUGUGCAUCACUAUCAGAAAUGGGGGAGUAUUAUUCUCAGAAACCUCCUACUCCACUGUUGGACACCAUAAACUAUCCAAUUCACAUGAAGAAUUUGGCUACCAAGAAACUGAAACAACUUGCGGAUGAGCUGCGUUCUGAUGUUAUUUUCCAUGUUUCUAGAACUGGGGGUCAUUUGGGAUCAAGCCUUGGUGUUGUAGAACUCACUGUUGCCCUUCACUAUGUUUUCAAUGCUCCUAAGGACAAAAUUUUGUGGGAUGUUGGUCAUCAGUCUUAUCCUCAUAAGAUACUCACUGGUAGAAGGGAUAAGAUGCAUACCAUGAGGCAGACAGAUGGAUUGGCCGGGUUUACAAAACGAUCUGAGAGUGAUUAUGAUUGUUUUGGCACUGGUCACAGCUCCACAACAAUAUCAGCAGGACUGGGAAUGGCUGUUGGGAGGGAUCUGAAGGGAGAUAAGAAUAAUGUAGUUGCUGUUAUCGGUGAUGGUGCUAUGACGGCUGGUCAAGCUUAUGAAGCCAUGAACAACGCUGGAUAUCUUGAUUCCGACAUGAUUGUUAUUCUAAAUGACAACAAGCAGGUCUCCCUACCAACUGCUAAUCUCGAUGGUCCCAUACCACCUGUAGGUGCUUUGAGUAGUGCUCUCAGUAAGUUACAAUCAAACAGACCUCUUAGAGAACUCAGAGAGGUUGCUAAGGGAGUCACUAAACAAAUUGGUGGCCCAAUGCAUGAGUUAGCUGCAAAAGUUGAUGAAUAUGCGCGUGGCAUGAUCAGCGGUUCUGGAUCAACACUAUUUGAAGAGCUUGGACUUUACUACAUAGGUCCUGUUGAUGGUCAUAAUAUAGAUGAUCUUGUGUCCAUUCUAAAUGAAGUUAAAAGUACUAAAACAACUGGUCCUGUGCUGCUCCAUGUUGUCACUGAAAAAGGCCAUGGAUAUCCAUAUGCAGAAAGAGCAGCAGACAAGUACCAUGGAGUUACUAAGUUUGAUCCAGCAACUGGAAAACAAUUCAAAUCCAAUGCUGCCACCCAGUCAUACACAACAUACUUUGCAGAGGCUUUAAUUGCUGAAGCGGAAGCUGACAAAGACAUUGUCGGAAUCCAUGCUGCAAUGGGAGGUGGAACUGGCAUGAAUCUCUUCCUUCGCCGUUUCCCAACAAGAUGCUUUGAUGUGGGGAUAGCAGAACAGCAUGCUGUUACAUUUGCGGCUGGUCUGGCUUGUGAAGGCCUUAAGCCUUUUUGUGCAAUUUACUCAUCAUUUAUGCAGAGAGCUUAUGACCAGGUGGUGCAUGAUGUCGAUUUGCAGAAGCUGCCUGUAAGAUUCGCAAUGGACCGAGCCGGAUUAGUUGGAGCAGAUGGUCCCACACACUGCGGUGCAUUUGAUGUCACUUUUAUGGCAUGCCUCCCUAACAUGGUGGUGAUGGCUCCUUCUGAUGAAGCAGAGCUUUUUCACAUGGUUGCAACUGCAGCUGCCAUUGAUGAUCGACCCAGUUGUUUCCGAUACCCGAGGGGAAAUGGUAUUGGUGUUGAGCUACCACUAGGGAAUAAAGGCAUUCCUCUUGAGAUUGGGAAGGGUAGGAUACUAAUUGAAGGAGAAAGAGUGGCCUUGUUGGGCUAUGGAUCAGCUGUUCAGAGCUGUCUGGCUGCUUCUUCCUUGUUGGAACAUCAUGGCUUGCGCGCAACAGUGGCGGAUGCACGUUUCUGCAAGCCAUUGGACCGUUCCCUUAUUCGCAGCCUUGCCCAAUCGCACGAGGUUUUGAUCACUGUGGAAGAAGGGUCAAUAGGAGGAUUCGGAUCUCAUGUUGUUCAGUUCAUGGCCCUUGAUGGCCUUCUUGAUGGGAAAUUAAAGUGGAGGCCAAUUGUUCUUCCUGAUUGUUACAUUGACCAUGGAUCACCGGUUGACCAAUUGAGUGCAGCUGGUCUUACACCAUCUCACAUAGCAGCAACAGUUUUCAAUCUACUUGGACAAACAAGAGAGGCACUAGAGGUCAUGACAUAAAACAAAUGCAAAGGGGUUCAAUUUUUGUUCCCUGCAAUGUACAAAGUAGCGUGAUUCACCCAGUGUAAUACAAAUGUGUUUGUUAAAAAAUAAUAGAAAUGGAAAAUGCAGAUUGACAAAUAAUAGUGCCAACAAAUGGUUAAACGAAUAAACAAACACAAUUGGUAGUGUAUCUUCAUAUUUUGAUAUGACGGGGAAAAGAUUUAGCUGAAGGCAUGACAGAAACGAAUUUUUAGCUAUGAGAGGACUCUUGAAUGUGAAUGUCGAAGAUGACGUUGGUAUGCCAUUACAUCUUAGUCAUUGAAAAUGUCCCUAAGAGGUCCACCUAAACAUUUGCAUUACGUUCUAGUGGAAAAAGUAAAGUCCAAAAAAAUUAUUAUCCUCAUGGCAAACAGCUUUUGGUAAUUUAAGAUAUCGAAUUUCCUCAUUCUUUCUGUGUA
Molecule: messenger RNA, 2606 nt
Organism: Glycine soja
Lineage: Eukaryota; Viridiplantae; Streptophyta; Magnoliopsida; Fabales; Fabaceae
Product: probable 1-deoxy-D-xylulose-5-phosphate synthase, chloroplastic
Exons: 10
Coding region: 1-2166 (721 amino acids)
Biological process (GO): terpenoid biosynthetic process; chlorophyll biosynthetic process
Cellular component (GO): chloroplast
Molecular function (GO): 1-deoxy-D-xylulose-5-phosphate synthase activity
Source: RefSeq, a predicted model, not a curated record